Molecule: messenger RNA, 1248 nt
Organism: Lodderomyces oxycetoniae
Lineage: Eukaryota; Fungi; Ascomycota; Pichiomycetes; Serinales; Debaryomycetaceae
Exons: 1
Coding region: 1-1248 (415 amino acids)
Cellular component (GO): cytoplasm
Molecular function (GO): ATP hydrolysis activity; GTP binding
Source: RefSeq, a predicted model, not a curated record
AUGGGAAGAGAAAUUGUGAUUGGACUUGUAGGGAAGCCGUCAAGUGGGAAAUCAACCACAUUGAACUCGUUAACAGAUGCUAACGCCAAAGUUGGUGCAUUUCCAUUCACAACCAUUGACCCAAAUAAAGCUACUGGUUAUUUGGAAAUAGAUUGCGCUUGUAAACGAUUCAAUUUGCAAGAUAAAUGUAAGCCGAAUUACGGGUUCUGCCGAGGUGGGAAAAGAGGCGUGCCUAUUAUGUUACUAGACGUUGCUGGGUUGGUACCUAAUGCUCAUUUGGGUCGUGGUUUAGGUAAUAAGUUCUUGAGUGACUUGACGGAAGCAGAUUGUUUGAUACAUAUUGUUGAUGUCAGUGGAACAACGGAUGCCGAGGGAAAAACUACAAGAGGUUAUGAUCCGCUAAAUGAUAUCGAAUGGUUACAAAAUGAGAUUUUCCAAUGGAUCUUGGGAAACUUGAAAGAACGAUGGGGAUCAGUUAGACGGAAACAUAUCGGCACAAAACAAACGACUUUGGAGACAUUGCGACAGCAGUUGGGGGGAUACGUAGCGAAUACUCAAAAGAUUGCUCAGGCGUUGGAUCGAAUACCAAACUUGCCACCAUUAGAAGAUUGGGACGAUGAAAUGCUUGAAAGAGUUGUACGAGCAUUCAUGGAUGUGAAAUUCCCCACUGUUUUGGCAUUGAACAAAAUAGAUCACCCCGAUGCAGAUAAAAAUGUUUCCAAAAUCAUCUUGAAGUAUCCAAAGAGUAAAGCCGUGUUGACGUCAUCUAUCACUGAAGUGUUUUUGAGGAAGUUGGCUGCACAAAAUUUUAUUAAAUAUAUACCUGGUACGGAGUUUGUGGACACAAAAGAAGACAUUCCAGAUGAUCCAAAUCUCAAGCCAAUGGAUGAGAAAUUAUUGAAUCGUAUAGAAAGUAUAAGAGAUUUGGUCUUGUACAGAUUCGGCUCUACUGGUGUCGUUCAAUUACUUCAAGCCGCAGCAGAACUUUUACAAUUGGUGCCUGUUUUCCCAGUGCGCAAUAUCAAUAGCUUUGGUGGUGGUAGUGGAGGAGGUGAUGCAAUCUUCCGUGAUUGUAUAUUAGUAAAAAGAGGUACUCCUGUUGUUUCGGUUGCUAGAAAAAUCAUGGGUGACGUAACAAUAGCUGCUAUUGAAGGUGUUGGUGGCAUGAGGGUGAGUGAAGAAGAUACAGUCGAUAUUGGCAAAAACGAUAUAUUGUCUUUCAAGGUGGUGCCUGGUGGCCGAAACUGA